This is a messenger RNA of Chlorella variabilis, 459 nucleotides long. RefSeq lists its product as hypothetical. The record is from RefSeq and is a predicted model, not a curated record. The coding region runs from base 1 to 459 and encodes 152 amino acids. Gene Ontology annotation, biological process: glucose metabolic process; beta-D-galactose catabolic process via UDP-galactose, Leloir pathway. Lineage: Eukaryota; Viridiplantae; Chlorophyta; Trebouxiophyceae; Chlorellales; Chlorellaceae. The transcript has 5 exons. Gene Ontology annotation, molecular function: aldose 1-epimerase activity; carbohydrate binding.
AUGGAGCCCGCUGACAGCGACGAGGGGCAGGGUGUGCGGCUGAGCUACCGGAGCAAAGACGGCGAGGAGGCGAGGCGCCGCCGCGCCCGCCGCGCCUGCCGCUGCGCCGUGCCGCACGCGCGCCGCCGAGGCUUCCCCGGUACCGUCCAGGUGUCAGUCACCUACACCCUCACCCCCGGCAACGAGCUGAUCACAGAAAUGCGCGCCACCACAGACAAGGCCACGCCCCUCAACCUGGCCCAGCACAGCUACUUCAACCUGGCAGGGCACGGCAGCGGCGAUGUGCUGGACCACCAGCUGACCAUCCACGGAGACCACUACACGCCGGUGGACGAUGUGUCCAUCCCCACCGGGGACAUUGCCCCUGUGCGGGGCACGCCCUUUGACUUCACCUCGCCGCACACGGUGGGGGAGCGGAUCGAGGAUGUGCCAGGUGUCACACCCUGCCCCCACGCCUGA